Messenger RNA from Pleuronectes platessa (European plaice), 12326 nucleotides. RefSeq names its product rho guanine nucleotide exchange factor 17. The coding region runs from base 457 to 8700 and encodes 2747 amino acids. Gene Ontology annotation, biological process: actin cytoskeleton organization. Gene Ontology annotation, molecular function: guanyl-nucleotide exchange factor activity; protein binding. The record is from RefSeq and is a predicted model, not a curated record. NCBI's taxonomy places the organism in Eukaryota, Metazoa, Chordata, Actinopteri, Pleuronectiformes, Pleuronectidae. The transcript is spliced from 24 exons.
CUCACGGAAAUCAUGAGAAAAUGCAGAAAUCCCUGAACUUGUGUAUUUCGGGGGCAGCGGCAGUGAGAGAGGCUCCGGGCCCGACGUGCAGCCGAGCCGGAGCCCUGCGGUGGGCUGUGGGAGAACAAGCAGGGGGGGUGAUAACAAUGGAGAAGUUGUGUUUGUGAACAGGUUGAGAAAGUUUGGGCCCAAAGAGGAAGAAAAAAAAAACUUUCCCUCCUUUGCACGGAUGUGGUUUCGGGAGUCGACAACAUGUAAGUGUUGAUAACACAGGGGAGCUCACCUACCUUCUGUGAGGAGCCUCGUUUCACUGGAUUUCAAGUGUUUUUAUUUUCCUGAACUUGUUGUUGUGUUUUCACUCGGAGUGGAAUUGACCUGGACUCUGAACAGUGAUUGAUACUGUGACACCAGAGGGGUUAACAUGUAAACGUGUGUGAAAGUGAGGAGACCUGAACAAUGGCAGGAAGACAGCGGAGGAAUGAGGCUGUGUACCGCAGCGUCUCUUUUAAGAAGCUGGGGUCCAGGAGCGGCGGCGAGGAGCAGCCACUCAGACCCGGGGCUUCGGACGCAGCUGGCGGCGCCCUCCCCCCGGAGCAGCCUCUGUCGAGAAAAGUUUCCAAGAUCUCUGCCACCACCACCGCCGCCGCCGCCGCCACCACCGCCGGCCUCCCGACCGCAGACCCGAAGAGCGGCUCCUCCACUCCUCUCUCCUCCAUUUCUCCAUCCAUCCGCCAGCUCACCGAGAAGUUCAGCAGCAGCGGAGCUAGUUCCGUUGGAGGCUCGGCCAGGACCCGCACAGCUCCGCCGUCAGACGGUUCAGUAGUGAGGCGGGGGACCAGCACUCUUCCGCGGGCCAGCGGCUCCAGGAGAGACGGGUCGGUGUGUCGUAAAUCUUUUCACGAGGACAUUAGUGGUGGAUAUUUCGCGGACAUUGAUUCUACUUCUUCUACAACAACUACUGCUACAACAACUUCUACUACAACUACUUCUGCCGCUGCUGCUGCAGAGUCUCUCACAGACAAUAAGGUGCAAAAGUUUCACUCUGGCACCGACUCUGUGUCUGGAUCAGACUCAGAGAAGCGGAUUUUCACACGUGUAUCAACCGACAGCAGCCCUGGUAAGAGAGACUACUCACAGAUCAAUGCAUGUGCCUCUGAGCCCAGAAAGUCUUUGAUUACUGAUGAAGAGGAGGAUGUCACUAGCAGAGGGCUUCCUCCGCCUUGUAAAUCUCACAGAAGUUACCCCUCCACUCACCACGGUGACUUUAUUCCCCUGCACCCAGACAAGUGGCCCAGUGUCACCAAGAUCAGACAGCUUUUUGAUGAGAGACAAAGCAAGACGGACGAUUGUGAGAAUUUAAAGGCAGUUUGCAGGGACCAAGUACCAGAGCUCAGCCCCACUGAUAGAAGUGACAAGCUCUCAGCCUGCAGCUCUGUUAAUGACGGUAGGAGUUUGUCUUUGCAUAACAAAUGUGUCGCUGGAGCACAAAGCAGAGAAGGCAGUACUGCUGAGGAGACCCAUUGUUGCGGUAUGGACUUUAAUUGCAAAGCUGACCAGCAGCAGUACUCCAAUGAUGAGGAGCCUGACGUAGAGACGCAAAGUUCCCACCACAACAAAGUUUCUGGCAGAAAUACUUCACAAAGCAGUAGCAGUAGCAGUCGCAGUUGCGCUGGGGGUAGUCAUUACCGUAGGAUUAACCCAUCUCCAUUCAGAUCUCACAGUCCCAGCACUGAGACAGAGGCAGUCCGUAAGACCCCCGGGACACCAGGGUCGACAUCUGACCCCAACCCUGACCUUCAACCCCCUGCUACUUCGUCUUGGAGUCGAUCGUUGAGCUUAGACACCUCCUGCUGCUCCAGCUCUCUUCAGCAGCCGACAGUGAGGGAGAGAAGGGAUAGACAGGGGGUCGGGCUGCCCAGGGAUAGUUUACAUUCCUCACAUAGCUCCUCUAUAGCACCAGCCCGCCCCUCCUCCCCCCCCUCCUCUGCUCCAGCUCCAGAUAAAGCCAUUACCUCCUCUUCUACUGUAUCUCUCUCUGCUGAACUAAGAGCCCCAGCAAGAGUUGCCUCUUCCCUCAGCUCCCGCUGGAGGUUUAGUUCUGGAGACGAAGAGGAGGAACACAACAGGAGAAGAAGAGGAGGUGGAGCAGGUAGUUGGAGUGGUCCCUCUGGCCCGGCUCCAUCCCUCUCCUUCAGAGGAGGAGAAAGGGGUGCCUUAGAGCGAGGAGGCAGCUAUUUAUCCCGCAACAAAAAUGGGUGGUUGGGUGCAAAGGGCAUUGGCAGGUCCUCAGGCAGUGAGGAGGACAGCCCUGGUUCUUUAGGCCCCCACGUUCGAGAGGCAGUCCGCCGCCGCUCGCUGAGAAAGAAAAAGAAAGUCACUGGAGCUGCUUUAGCAACAGGUCGUGAUGAUUACGAAGAUCAUGAUGGCGAAUCAGAGGACAGUGACAGUGAAAUGGCCAUGACAAUGGAGCAGUUAGAGAGGCAGCGCCAGCAAAACACAGGAGGAGAAUUUCCAGUGACUUUAUCUCGGAGCCACUCAACAAGAGGGCCAAGUGUUCAUAGUAACAGAGCCAGGGUGCAGCAAUGGGAGCGCAUCUCCUCACCAAUGACAUCCUCUGUGUCACGAGUAUCAAAGGUCAAUAUCCCCCCAUUUGUGUCCAGUCCUGGUGGUUCACGUUGCAGCAGCCGGUAUUCCAGCACUGAAGCGUUGAAGGAGGAAGGCAAUGCCAACCAUGAAGCAAAUGUGAUUUUAAAUGCGGGUGAGGUUGGAAGCAGCAGUAGCAGGACUGCAUCCUUGUCCAUGCUGAGUAAAACUUACCAUGGGAAUUUUACCAUGUACCGCUCCCCGAGCUUUGGCCAUGGGGAUAACUUUUCCCGUACGCCACUGCGAUUGCGACCCAAAAUUCUUCCCACAGUUACCCCCUCGCCUAAUGUACCUGCUAGAGAAGCUGAUGGACCUACAGCGGUAAGGGGGGGUGAGCAUAAGGCAUUAAAGAGUGGAGAUGGGGCAGAUGAUGAUAAUAAAAACCAAAUAUCCUUGUCCAACCCUGACAUCGCCUCAGAAACUUUGACUCUCCUGAGUUUUCUGAAAUCUGACCUGUCAGAGCUCAAGGUUCGCAAACCGAGUGGAGGUGACAGAUCUGGUGCUGUGGAGGGGUCAGUGUACAGGAUGGGCUCACGGACACAGGGAGGGACCCUUUUACCUUCUGGCCGCCGCCCCUCACUGAAAGACCUGACUGCCACCCUAAGGCGUGCAAAAUCUUUCACCUAUUCAGACAAACCAACCACAGCUGAAAGGUGUUACUUGAGAGGUGGUACUGCUCAGAGGAGUUCCUCUGAGCAGCAGCUUGACUUGGAUGGAGAGAAAAAUGGAGGGAGGGUGUCUGUGUCAGACAGAGAAGUAGAAAGUGAUGGAGGGGAUUUCAGGAGUGGGAGAGGACAAAGAAUGAGAGAUUAUGGAUUUGAUGACGAUAAUGAGGAAGUCAUGCAAUCUCCAUUGCAGGAGAGGUAUGUGCAAGAAGCUAGGCAAGUCAUCCGAGACAUCUGCCAGAUGAGUACUAGGAAAGAAGAUGAUGAUGAUGUACAUUUAAGGAGAACUGAUGAAGAUUUGAAGGAUGAAUGUUUCCAGGUCACAAAAACAAAAGAGGCGAAGGUAAAAACAGGCGAGAGUGUGCAGGAUGAGGCAAGUGAAGAUCAAGAGGCUGAGUUUAAGAACACUAAAGACAGGGAUAAACAUGGGAGGGAGAGAGAGAACAGGGAGAGGGAGAGGACUGAGAGGGAUGGACAAAAUGUGCAGUUAGAAAAACUAAACAGCAGGGGCACAGAGUACGGGGAGGAAAUUAAGAGACAGAGCAGUGAGACAGAGAGAGCCUUACUAAAGGGCGACUCGGAGGAAAGCAUGUUCUACAACCGCUCUUUGGAUGAACUCUCAGGCCACGAGUCUAGUUUGACAGAUGAAGGGAUUGUGACAGAGCCAGAGGUGUGCCCUGGUGACUCCUCCGAGAGGUCAUUCCUGGGGUCAGCAGGGGUUAAUUUGGGGUCUCGGAUACCCAGGGAUGUGCUAGGUCAACCUGUCACUGUAUGGAAGCAGUCGGCUCUCCAUGAGGGGGAAUGCUUUAAGCAGGAGGGAGAAGAAAUGACAGAGAACAGGGUGAGUUGUACAAAUCUUGUGAAUGAAGUCGCUGCACCUCCCUCCUUGCCUCUUUUUGCCCGUAUGGCUGAGAGUGACUGCAUUAUCAUGGACAUGAGCUCUACUACUGGUAUCGACACUGUCAACACUACCAGUGAGGAGAUUAACGCCACUAAUGUAGCGUUGCAGGGAUCAGCUACUACCGUAGGAGGAGGACUUGAAACCCCUGCGACCCCAAGUGCUGUUCGUCGAAGGCGCAAGUUCUCCCCUUCUGGUAAUAACAACACUGGGUCUGAUUCCAGUAAUGGGAGUAAUGUUGAGUCAACAACAGGAGCUGUUGGAAAUGGGGAUACCACAGUUUACCGCUCUCUGAGUGACCCCAUGCCUCAGCGAUGCUGUUCUGUGGCAGAAGGGGGUAACACGUUUUCCUCUGUAGACAGCAACUUGUUAGGAUCCCUGUCUGUCAAAGGAGGAGGAGGGGUAUCUGAGGACUCUGCUGUGGCCACCUUGUCAGAAUACAAGGGUAGUGUGGCAAGUGACUUGUCAGUUUGCAGCGAUGGAGGGCUCCGGGAUGAUGGCAUUCAUGAUUACAGUGGGGUGAUAAGGAGCAUUGUAUCAGAACCAGGUGCCAUGGACAGACUGAUGACAGAUGACCAUGGGAAUGGCAAAGCUCCCAAGAAGAAGUCAUUCAGUGACCCCAGUCGCCGCAGUGAUGCCCCUUUACUCACCCAUAAUGACCCUCAAUGUAAAGGUCAGCCAAUCAGUGAGCUGGAUCAACCUGGCCAGAUCCCACCUUCCAGCAGUGAGCCGAUCCUGAGUGAGCAGAGAGGGGAACUGUGGGAGCCGGAAGCUAAACCUGAACAGACAUUGCUAACAGAGCCGCACCGCCACUCAAACAGCACUAACCAGGUCAAGAAGGCUCGAUCUCAGUCAGAGGGCCUUCCUCACACUGAUUCCCAUGGCGAUGAAGAUAAUGAUGUCAUAGACCAAGGUGGAGAGGAGAAAGAAGAAGAGUUGAGGAGGUUUAACUUUGACCUCCAGCUCGCUGAAGUUUUGUUACCGAGAAUGAUUCGCCGGCCCGCCAGAAAGCGUCCGAACCGGCUGGCUCACUUUUUCCCUCACGAGGACCCCUUUGAGCCCCCAGAACAGGUUUCAGAGGGGCAGGAGUAUCAGAGUGACCAAACUGACCUCACCCCUCCUCUCCCCUCUCCCUUACUGCAAUCCAAACCAAAAAACAGACCCAAGCAUGUCCGCCACGCCAGCGAACCUUCAACCUUUAUCCCCAUCUCCCCACCUCCACAACUCCAGUCCCUGAAGGAAGUGGACUGCCUCACUCUCCAUCCCACUGCAGAGUCUCCAAUGUUAAGUAAACCUCCAGGAGACGAGGCCCCCUCUCUGGAAGCUGUGACUCAGAAGUAUAUUCUUGAACAAAGCACUUCUGAGAGAGACACUGAGGGCCCAGGGCCUCUUCCAGUGCCUCUUCCAGUGCCCAGAGAUGGAGCUGAAAAUGUGUCGGCUUCAGAGGGGCCCAGCGAGACCAGCCCAAGUGGAAUUACUGAAGCUAGGACAAAGAAGAAGGGCACAGAGGAGGCCGCAUCCGUGCCGACUGUACAGAGGUCCAAGCCCAGAGUGGACAUGAGGAAACAUGUGAUGAUGACCCUCUUGGACACGGAGCAGUCGUAUGUGGAGUCUCUACGCACUCUCAUUCAGGGCUACAUGCGUCCUCUCAAGCAGCCGGACGGCAGCUCCAUAGUAGACCCUCUGCUGGUGGACGAGAUGUUUUACCAGAUCCCAGAGAUCCUGGAGCACCACGAGUACUUUCUGGAGCAGGUCGCCGGCUGCGUCAGCCAAUGGCAUGACAGACAAACCGUCGGACACCUCCUCAUCCAAUCAUUCUCCAAAGAGACUCUCGCUAAUAUGUAUUCGGCGUACAUAGACAACUUUCUCAAUGCCAAAGAUGCAGUGAGGAUUGCCAAGGAGGCUAAGCCAGCAUUUCACAAGUUUCUGGAGCAAAACAUGCGUGAGAACAAGGAGAAACAGGCUCUGGGGGAUCUGAUGAUCAAGCCGGUGCAAAGGAUUCCUCGAUACGAGCUGCUGGUUAAGGACCUGCUCAAACACACCUCAGAGGACCACCCAGACCACCAGUUUCUACUGGACGCCCAGAGGGACAUCAAGCGACUGGCCGAGAAGAUCAACAAGGGACGUCGCUCUGCCGAGGAGGCAGAGAGGGAGACCCGGGUCAUUCAGGAGAUCGAGGCACAUAUAGAGGGAGUUGAACAUAUUCUCAACCCCCAGAGGAAGUUCCUGAGACAGGAAAUGGUCAUGGAGGCGAAGACAGUGGGUGGGAAGAAGGACCGUUCUCUCUUCCUCUUCAGUGAUCUGAUCAUCUGCACCACCCUCAAGAGGAAGUCUGGCUCGUUAAGACGCAGCUCCAUGAGCCUAUACUCUGCUGCAAGUAUGAUUGAUACGUCCAGUAAAUACAAGUUCCUGUGGAAACUUCCUCUAGAGGACGUAGAGGUGGUGAAAAGCACCAUGCAGGCAACCAACAAGGAGAGCAUCCAGAAGAUGAUUAGUCGAUUAGAUGAGGAUCUCAGUACGUUGGGUCAGAUCAGCAAAAUGUCCGAGACCCUCAGCUUCCCACACCAGUCCCUAGACGAGGCGAUAAAGGAUCUGAUGUCGUCCGUGCACAGGGAGUUGUCAGAGAAACAGUCUCUGGCCUUCAGUAUGACCUUCCUGCCCACAAAGCUGGAGUUUACCACAUCGUCUGCAGAGAGCAGCUUUGUGUUCGAGUUUACCUCUCCUGACAUACGCUCCCACUUCGAACAGGCUUUUGAGGACGCCAAGAAGAAACUAGCCAUGAAUAAGGACCAGUGGGACCCAGAGUUUCUGAAGGCAAUCCCCAUAAUGAAGACGCGUAGUGGAAUGCAGUUUUCAUGUGCAUCUCCCAGCCACAGCUGUCCGGACAGCGGCUGUGAGGUGUGGGUGUGUAACAGCGACGGAUACGUAGGACAGGUGUGUCUGCUGAACAUCAGAGAUGAGCCCACAGUGGAGGCCUGUAUCGCUGUCUGCUCAGCGAGAAUCAUCUGCAUUGCCGCUGUACCAGGACUCAAGGGAAGAGAGCGUGGAUCAGAGCCCGCCCCUCCUUCCAGAGCCCCCGGUCAGCAGCUGCAUAUAUCGAUCUCUCAUUCAUCUCUGGAGCUGACGGAGCGACCUACAGGACCAGGGGCGGAGCUUGUUCCGUUCGACAGCGAUGACACAGAUGACGAGGAUUCACCCAGUCCUUCGUCCACUCUACAGAGUCAGGCCAGUCAUUCCACCAUCUCAUCCAGCUACGGCAAUGACGAGGGUCCAGGCUCGAAGGACAUGGCAACAGAGACCACCAGCAGCGAGGAGGAGCAGGAAUUCCAAGUGCCGAGCUCUUAUGGAGCUCCAGGGAUGUUAGGGGUGGGCGGAGGAAGUCGUAACCAGACAGACAGCCCCAUGGACGGCCGCGCCAUGCGCCGAUCCUCCCGUGGCUCUUUCACCAGGGCGAGUCUGGAGGACCUGCUGAGCAUCGACCCCGAGGCCUACCAGAGCUCAGUGUGGCUGGGCACAGAGGACGGAUGCAUCCACGUGUACCAGUCCUCGGACAACAUCCGCAACCGUAAAAACAGCAUGAAGAUGCAACACGCGGCUUCCAUCCUCUGUAUACUGUUUUUGGACAACAAAGUGUUUGUGUCUCUGGCCAAUGGAGAGGUGAUCGUCUAUCAGAGAGAAGCAGGCAGUUUCUGGGACGCUCAGUCUUCUCAGACGUUAGUUCUGGGCUCACCCACUAGUCCUGUCACCAAAAUGGUUCCUGUGGGGGGGAAGCUGUGGUGUGGCUCACAGAACCGAAUCCUCAUUAUCAACACAACUACCCUGGUACAAGAGCACUGGUUCCAGGUGGGCUCUGACAGCAGUCGCUGUGUGACGUGCAUGGUGGCGUACGGUCAGGGGGUGUGGUUGGCGUUGCAGGGCAGUGCGCAGGUCAGACUGUACCACGCUCAGACCUGGGAGAGCCUGACAGAGGUGGACAUGGCGCCUGCCGUGCACAAGAUGCUCGCAGGUGCAGACGCCAUCAUCCGACAGCACAAAGCCGCCUGUCUGAGAAUCACGGCAUUGCUGGCCUGUAAGGAUCUGCUGUGGAUUGGCACAAGCGCAGGGGUGGUCCUUACAUUGGUGAUCCCAGCAGUGAGCUCAGGAACCGGGGCUGGGACUCUGAAAUCUCCCCUGGUGCCGAUGGGCUCGGCUCACGGACACACGGGCCACGUUCGAUUCCUGACAUCAAUCGAACUACCUGAAGGGUUUGACAUGAACUUCCCCCUUCCAACAACUGACUCCACAGGCACCCAGUCACAGAGCAGCAGUACAGUUGAUGGAAACCUUCAAAGGCGCGACUCCGCACGCCGCAGGGCCUCCGCCUACAUCCCUCCAAAAACGAACCAUCUAGUCAUUUCCGGCGGUGACGGCUAUGAGGACUUCAGACUGACUAACAGCAGUGAAACCGUCGGAAGGGACGACAGUACCAACCAUCUUUUGCUUUGGAGGGUGUGAGACAAUCGAGCCAAUCAGCUCUCCGCCUCUCGCUAAGAAUGCCGCACAAGCUCCCGUCACUUUUCCCGCCAUGGAACUUCUCACUUUUGGUUGUUGUUGUGUUGGUCUUCUGCUCGGUCCACUGGUCUCUAUGUGCAUAAUAUGGCUGUCAACUCCCGCCCGAACUUACAAAUGAAUAUGAUCACUUCAGACCUAGUUUUCUUGAGUAAUGUUUCUGCUGAUGUGUGUUGUUCCACACUGUGUGACUUCUGUGCGUGUGUAUUUCAUUUUUUGGCAUCUGUCUGCGAGUAACGUCCAGAAAUGUGUCUUGACACUGACGAAGACAACAGAGAAGAGACUCUAAUCAAAUCAUGAAUCAAAUGAUGACGUCAUGACAGGAGGACAUUUGAAUGAAUGUGGACAUGAACAAAGCAUGUGGACAUUAUCACUGGUUCUCUUGGACAUCAGCCUUUUACGCCAUCAAAUACCGUGACAAAAUAUAUGACUAUCUACAAAUGAAUCAUAAUAACUGACUGUAGUUUGUUCAAUAAUCUGAGUUUUGGCUUAUUUUCACUACUCAAGUUCAAGCAAUUCAAUGUCUGUGAGCUUCUGAAAGAGAAAAGGACAACUUAUUUUGCUCCUUUAGCAAGUUUGGACCACACCUAAUAGCAGAUCUGUGAUCAGAUCAUUCUGGCCCCAUUAAGGAUGUUAUAAUAGCUACUCCAUGACAAAUGCUCUUAAAUAUGAGACUGCCUUUGUCCAAAAAAAUUCCCCAGUAGAGGGAGAGAGAACAAGAGCAUCAUUCAAGUGCAUUAUUGAGUAUGUACGUUUAUAAUCACAUGCAUACAGUCACCCACAUUAAUGCACAGCCUUCACUCGCUGAAUCCGACAUUUGUGAGAAACGUAAAUGUCUAUUUUCCACAGAUAAUCACUUUGUAUCCGUUUUACUUAUUCAUAAUUUUCAGCCAUUUUAAGUCGACAUGAAGGUAGACGAAGCAGUGUCCCACUACUGGCACGAAAAAUGUCUUUGUUUAGUUAAGUUUUAACAUCACAGGAUCUGAGAAAGAUUUACUUUGCCAAUGAUUCUCAAUUUGUGGAGCAUCGUAUCGUGGGAAUCGGGACUUGUUUCAGUAGCAGAGAUGACACUAGGAUGUGGUGGCUGAUAAAGAGAGUUAUGUACAGUAUUUAUGGUUUUGAUUUUAGCGCCUUCUUUUACAGCACUUAAUUUAUAGAAGAUGUAGCUUUCACUUUUUUCUGUUUGAGCUGAAAACGAGGAGACCGUGGCCCGAUUAGCAGAUUAGAUAAUCAAGCGCCAUUUGGCCGGUUACCGAUGCAGUCCGCUCAUGUUUUGGUACGAUGCACAGUUCAGUGUUCAAGUUUGUAGAUGUGGUAUAGCUCCAUACUGUAUAUGUAGAAACAGGACUAGAAAGUAGAGUGGUCUGGAGGAAAUGUUCUGUAUCGCUAGAAAACAUACCAAAUACCAACCUCCUUCAAAAUUCGCAUUACAUUGUUUCUGAAUGCAGAUGUCGGACGUACCGCUGUUCCCCUGUUGUUUGUGCACCAAACGGUAACAUCGGUUUAACUCUUCAGUUGGUUUUCAACUCCUGGUGUGUCGUGUGGCAUUUACACCCAGAAUACUCAAACCUACGCAAGCACAAAUUUCCGCAAUGAUAGUUUGAAAUGCAAGUGGUUUGUUUAUGAGACUCGAGAGUCAGUAAAGAGUAGGUCAGAAGGACCAUCACUGAGCGCCUGCACUUUCCUUCAGUCUAAAAGCUAAGCCAUUUUACAACAUGUACACACAAGCAUGGGGAAAUGUCAGCUCACAGCAGAUGUGUCCUCGGACGCACACGUUAGCAUAUAGGCUUCAGGGCUAGGCAGCGAUUGUCCUUUGAUCCCAAGCCUAGAAAACCUCACUGCACCUUAACCAGCCAUCUGCACACUCAGCUUCCCCACUUCAUCCACAUUAGGUUAACUCUCCACUGUGAGCAGGGCUAAGAGGAUCAGCCGAUCAUUGUGAUAGCUGCUAACUAGCUCUCGAGCUCUGUCCCUCUGUAAGUGUAAGAGGUGGUUUGUGUAGCUCACUGUUGUAUCAUUUGAAAAGUAUAAAAAGGAGCUUGUGGGUUCAGGUCCAGUUAGCUUGUGGUAGCACGUCAAAAAAAUACAGCAGAGGAAAGUCUGAGAAUUUUAGCAAACUUCAAGUGAGCAUUUGGGAAGUCAAAAGUUCACGAAAAGAACUAUACCACUCUAAUGUUCCAUGAAGAUGAAAGCUACAGCCAGGAUAUGGUUGGCUUAGCAUAGCAGAACUACUGGAUUUCGGGUUAAAGAUAGGAAGGUGAAAAAACGCCUACCAACACAUCUAAAGCAAACAAAUCAUUGAAGUUGUUUCUUUGCUUACAAAAGUGGAAAAAAAACACAUUGUACCUGGGAUUUGUGCUGUUACGUACUUUCUUAGUAGACUCCAUUGACUUCAUAGGGUGAUUCAAUUCUACGCAAUUCUUCCAGUCUUUAUGCUAAGCUAGGCUAACUCCUGAUGGUAGCAUUUCACAGCCGAAACGUGGUAUCUUAUCUAAUCCUUGGCAAGACAUUAGAUAGGAUUAUGAAUCUGAAUAUGUCAAUUUUUGUCGGUGUACGGUUUUGAAUGUUCUGUAUGAUUCACUGCAAGGUUUACGUUUGUGUUCUCGGAGCCAAGAGCUGCCACUUUACCAAUGAAGAUGCUGUAUAUCUAUGCUGGUCGUAGGGCAAUAUGUUGCGGAACGAGUUGAGCAGCACAAGGAACGUUGUACCAUGGUGGUGGGUCCUGGACCGAGGCUGAAAUCUGCUUAGUGUGACCUCUCUAUUCAGGAUUAUCUGAAAUUGCUGCCAUAGUUGGAGUCAAUAACCUUCAAAAUAGUUAGAUUUUCUUUAACUCAGCCUUAACAAUAUACAUUUACAUUUCCUAAGCAGUGACAUAAGUACCAGUGAUGGAAUAAUCCUGUUUUCUGCAGCUGCAUUGUAGGUUUAGGCCAUUGAAAUGUCUUCAUACAAACAUGCACAUGCACACAAACACCCUGCGUCUUAGCUAUGAAGUAAAACUCAAUGCUUAUCUGACCACGAUAAAGAGAAUGAACCAUAUUUUGUGCCAAGAAACGAAAGAUUCACAUGUUUAUUUUUACCAUCACGUCAAACUCACCCCAUCAUCACUGAUUAACUCCCAGAAACCUGUAAACAACCUCCUCAUGUCCUUAUGUGAACUGUCUUUAUUGUUGUAAAUAUUGGUAUAUAUUGCCUUUUUUCUGUAAAUAGUGCACCCACAGUCCUCAAUUGUUCAUAUGAAUCUAAUGGCAUAUUUUUUAUAUAUUUGUGUAAGGUUUGUUUUUCUCCUGCUCACUCUGGCAUGUGCUGUCAGUCACGUUUAAAUUAUAUAUGUCAUGGAUCUUUCCAGAAGGAGACAAGACGGCUUCUGUUGUGACUGAAGGAAUUUGGUGAUGUUGACUUGUUACAGACGUCUACAGGAAGAAAAAAAAACGACCGCAUGGUCGUAUCUCUGUGUAUCUGUGGUUGACAUCUUGCAGUUGUCAUGGUUACAGUUGAUCAGUUUUUUCCUGUACCUUGCUGUUCUUGUUCUGUCACUGUGGGUUUCUCUUUGUAAUUAAAUCAGUUCACUGGUG